UGAAACUGGUUAGUCAAUGUUGUCUUAAUAUUGUUGACAAUUCUGUAAAGUUUCUUUUUAUGAGUAUUUCUGUUUAAGCUAUUUCACCUUUGUUUUGAAAUCCUUCCCUUUUAGGAGAAAAUGUGACACUUGUGAAAAAGCUUGUAAGAAAGCCCCUGUUCCGCGAACCUUUUUUUUUUUUCCUUUAAACCUUUAAAUGACAAAAAUCUUCUAGGUAAUUAAGGUUGUGAAUUUUUAUUUUUGCUUUGUUUUUAAUGAACAUUUGUCUUUCAGAAUAGGAUUGUGUGAUAAUGUUUAAAUGGCAAAAAAAAAUGAUUUUGUGCAAUUAACAAAAAGCUACUGCAAGCAAAAUAAAACGUUUCUUGGUAACACAACUGUGACUGACUACCUGGGCAGUGAGCACCGCCUGCGCCCAGACUCGAGCGCCGCGCGGGUGGGGGCCGCGCUGGGACUGCCGGCCGGCGCGCGGAGGGCGAGGCCGGGCGGGGACAGGCUGCCCCGCCGGCCAAUCGCCAGGGACGGUGAAAGCCGGGCCCCCGCCGGCCAAUCAGUGAGCGCGAGCGGAGCAGGGCGCCCUAUCAGAGCCGGGGAGGGGCGGGCAAGCGGCCACCGCCCGCGUCGGAAAGCUGAGGUGGAGGCGGCGCCCCUCGCGCAGCUCCGAGGCGGGUGGCAGCGGCGGCCCCACGCCGCAGGCAGCCUGACCCUGGGCGACCGCUCGGCCAGUCGGCGGCGGGGGAGGGGCUGGGCCCGGGCGCCGCGGGCGCACUCACGGCGGGUGGACCCCGCCUCGGGCGGGCGGCGGCGAUGGCGACGGCGAUGGCAGCGACGGCGGCAGAGCGGGCGGUGCUGGAGGAGGAGUUCCGCUGGCUGCUGCACGACGAGGUGCACGCGGUGCUCAGGCAGCUGCAGGACAUCCUCAAGGAGGCCUCUCUCCGCUUCACUCUGCCGAGCUCUGGUACCGGCACCGAGGGGCCUGCCAAGCAGGAGAACUUCAUCCUUGGCAGUUGUAGACCAGGUGAAGGGCGUGCUGACUCUGCAAGGGGACGCACUGAGCCAGGCGGACGUGAACCUGAAGAUCCCGCGGAACAACCAGUUGCUGCACUUUGCCUUCCGAGAGGACAAGCAGUGGAAGCUGCAGCAGAUCCAGGAUGCCAGGAACCACGUAAGCCAGGCUAUGUACCUCCUUGCCAACCGGGAUGAAAGCUACCAGUUCAGGACAGGAGCAGAGGUCCUCAAGCUGAUGGAUGCUGUGAUGCUGCAGCUGACCAGAGCCCGCAACCGCCUCACCACCCCAGCCACCCUUACUCUGCCUGAGAUCGCUGCCAGUGGCCUCACACGGAUGUUUGCCCCUGCCCUGCCCUCCGACCUGCUUGUCAACGUCUACAUCAACCUCAACAAGCUCUGCCUCACCGUGUACCAGCUGCACGCCCUGCAGCCCAAUUCCACCAAGAACUUCCGCCCAGCUGGAGGCGCCGUGCUCCACAGCCCUGGGGCCAUGUUUGAAUGGGGCUCCCAGCGUCUGGAGGUGAGCCACGUGCACAAGGUGGAGUGUGUGAUCCCAUGGCUCAACGAUGCCCUAGUCUUCUUCACUGUCUCCCUGCAGCUCUGCCAGCAACUCAAGGAUAAGAUCUCUGUGUUCUCCAGCUACUGGAGCUACAGGCCUUUCUGAGCAGAACACCCAAGAGCCUGACCCCCAGGGAAAUGGCCCUUGUCUCCCUCCCCUGUCCCCCCAGGAAUGUUGGCCAGAGCCAGAACCGGGCAGCAUGGGCUAUUUAUUUCCCUCUUUGCCCCAUCCUGUCCAUCACAUUUGCACAAAUGGAAAUGAACACUGGAAACGCUGAAAGACAGGGAUGCUGGCUUGCUUUUCAUUUUGCAGGGGUGGGAGCGGGGGGUCGGGAAGGUGGGCGGUCAGGGAGGCAGAGCCCAGAGGUGGCCCACAUUCCAAACCCUGCCUUCCUUGCACAGUGGCAACCUUUGGACCCAGGGUGGGGCCAGGCCCAGGGCUUUCCUUCCCCAUCCUUUUCCUGCCUUCUGAGCUGCCCCAAGAUGAUGAGAGGCAGCCCAUGGAGGGUGAGGAGAGGGUGGUGGCCCUAAGCUGUGAGCCGGGAGGGCAGAUGGAAACUGCCCACAAUGAGCUGUGGCGCCCUCGCAUUUAUUUGCUCCACAUCCCCGACAAGGCCUCCAGGAAAUAAAGAUCAUCUGACUUUA
Messenger RNA from Nyctereutes procyonoides (raccoon dog), 2208 nucleotides. It is a transcript of the gene ROGDI, whose product is annotated as rogdi atypical leucine zipper. The coding region runs from base 299 to 1669 and encodes 456 amino acids. Gene Ontology annotation, cellular component: RAVE complex. NCBI's taxonomy places the organism in Eukaryota, Metazoa, Chordata, Mammalia, Carnivora, Canidae. The transcript is spliced from 11 exons. The record is from RefSeq and is a predicted model, not a curated record.